Molecule: messenger RNA, 3103 nt
Organism: Diospyros lotus (date-plum)
Lineage: Eukaryota; Viridiplantae; Streptophyta; Magnoliopsida; Ericales; Ebenaceae
Product: beta-galactosidase 16-like
Biological process (GO): carbohydrate metabolic process
Cellular component (GO): cell wall; vacuole
Molecular function (GO): beta-galactosidase activity; carbohydrate binding
Source: RefSeq, a predicted model, not a curated record
CCCAAGUUGGCGUGCAAAACUAAGCAGUGUUUCCUUCUCCUUCAAGUUCCAAUUUAUUCAUCCGCAGAUCUCAUGCAUUCAUAGCUUCAAUCUCAUCAAAAUUGACCUUACCUUUCGAAGCUUAAGUUGCUUUCUAGUUUCUAUAUAUAUAUAUAUAUGCCUACACGGAGAUACCAAUGAUCAGACAGAUGAAGUAAGCGGGAAGAGCAAUUAGGAAGAAAUUAAUCGUUCCAUCUCCGCAUGUGGCCGGAGAUGGAGAAGAGUUUCGGCUUUUGAGGCGCUGUAGUGACCAUCGAUCGAGGAGCUGCAAAUUAAUUAGUUCGAUUAUAUAUAUGUAUAUGGAGACGUCGUGGCAGCGGCGGCGGUGCUGGUGGUGGAUUAUGGUUGGCUUGCUGCUGCUGGUGGUCGCCGGUGGAGCCAGUGGAGGAGAAGUGACGUAUGACAGUAGAUCGCUGAUCAUCAACGGCGAGAGGAAGAUUCUGUUUUCCGGCUCAAUUCACUAUCCUCGAAGCACUCCCGAUAUGUGGCCAUCUUUGAUCUCCAAAGCCAAGGAAGGAGGAUUAGAUGUAAUUCAAACUUAUGUCUUCUGGAAUAUCCAUGAGCCGCAACCUGGGCAGUAUGACUUUAGUGGAAGAAGGGACCUAGUAAGGUUCAUGAAAGAAAUCCAAGCACAGGGCCUAUAUGCAAGUCUUAGGAUUGGACCCUUCAUUGAAAGUGAAUGGAAUUAUGGAGGGUUACCAUUCUGGUUGCAUGACAUUCCGGGCAUAGUAUAUCGAUCAGAUAAUGAACCCUUCAAGUUUUAUAUGCAAAGCUUCACGGCAAAAAUAGUGAACAUGAUGAAGUCUGAAGGGCUAUACGCUUCACAGGGAGGGCCGAUCAUACUGUCACAGAUCGAGAAUGAGUACCAAAAUGUAGAAAAAUCUUUUCCUGUGACCGGCCCGCCUUAUGUUCUUUGGGCAGCAGAAAUGGCUGUGGGGCUUCAAACUGGUGUGCCGUGGACAAUGUGCAAGCAAGAUGAUGCUCCUGAUCCAGUGAUCAACGCAUGCAACGGAUUGAAUUGCGGAGAAACAUUUAUAGGACCAAACUCGCCUAAUAAGCCGUCUAUCUGGACUGAGAAUUGGACGAAUCGCUAUCACCAUUAUGGAGAGGAUCCGAGAGAAAGGCCACCAGAGGACAUUGCAUUUCACGUUGCAUUAUUCAUUGCAAGGAAGAAUGGGAGUUUUGUCAAUUACUAUAUGUAUCAUGGAGGAACAAAUUUUGGAAGAACAGCUUCUGCUUAUGUACCAACAAGCUAUUAUGAUCUAGCUCCUCUUGAUGAAUAUGGUUUAAUUCGACAACCAAAAUGGGGUCAUCUCAAGGAGUUACAUGCUGCAAUAAAGCUAUGUUCAGGACCUUUACUCUCUGGGAUACCAACUGCAUCACAUUUGGGUGAACAACAAGAAGCUUUUGUCUUAGAAGGAAAACAAGGAGAAUGUUCAGCCUUCCUUGUGAACAACGAUAGAAGAAAAAAUGUGACAGUUAUGUUCCACAAUUCUUCAUAUGAACUGCCUCCAAAGUCAAUUAGCAUCCUACCUGACUGCAGAACUGUUGCCUUCAACACUGCUAAGGUAAGUGCACAAUAUAAUACAAGAUCAACAGUACAAGUUAACAAGUUAAAUUCUGCUGAUAGAUGGGAAGAAUUAAAAGAAGUUUUUCCGAAUUUUGAUGAAACAUCAUUGAGGUCAGAGACAUUAUUGGAGCAAACGAAUACCACAAAGGACGCAUCUGAUUAUCUGUGGUCAACUUUCAGGUUUCAGCAUGAUUCUUCUGAUGACCAGCCUGUCUUAUUUGUGAGCUCUAGCGGACAUGUUUUGCAUGCAUUUGUCAAUGGACUACUUGUAGGGUCUGCCCAUGGAAUCAGUAAUACAAGUGGUAUUACACUGAACAAUGCAGUUUCAUUAAACAAUGGAGCGAACAAUGUCUCCUUACUAAGCGUAAUGGUCGGAUUACCGGAUUCGGGGGCAUUUCUCGAGAGACGGAAGGCUGGAUUAGACAAGGUUAUGAUAUUAAGCAAAAACAAUGCGAAAGAUUUUACCAACUAUUCAUGGGGAUAUCAGGUUGGAUUGAAUGGGGAGGCACUGCAAGUCUACACGGAAGAGGGAUCAAGCAAAGUCCGAUGGAGUUCGUUCAACUCUUCUGCUCAGCCACUCAAAUGGUAUAAGACCACAUUCGAUGCCCCUGCUGGUCUCGACCCUGUUGUGUUAGGCCUCGGCUCCAUGGGAAAAGGUGAAGCUUGGGUUAACGGCCAAAGUAUAGGGCGAUAUUGGAUCUCAUUUCACACCCCUUCAGGAUCUCCUACACAGACAUGGUACCAUGUGCCUAGAUCUUUCCUUGAACCUACCGGAAACCUAUUAGUUUUACUGGAUGAAGAAUAUGGGAACCCUCUUGAUAUCUCCAUUGCAACUGUCUCGAUUUCAAAAGUGUGUGGCUGGGUGUCUGAUGGUCAUCCGCCACCGUUAACUUCAUGGACGGGGUACAACCACAAGAAGCACGAGAAGAGCCAUGGCAGGAGGCCUCAAAUUCAACUUUCUUGUCCUAAAAAUACAACCAUUUCGAAGAUUCUAUUUGCAAGCUUUGGAACUCCUUCCGGUGACUGUGGAAGUUAUGCUAUUGGUGGCUGCCACUCAUCUAACUCCAGAGUUGUUGCAGAGAAGGCUUGUCUAGGGAAGAGGCAAUGUUCCAUUCUUCAAUCUUCUCGAAUUUUUGGGGCGAUCCAUGUCCAGGCAUCCCUAAAGCUCUGUUGGUUGAGACGCAAUGCAAACAAGAUCAAUGAGCAGCUCUAAACCAUUUCUUGCAGAAAAAUGGCUAGUUUCUGCCUAACCUAAAACCUUACUUUCAACAAGUUAUCAGCGGCAAAUCAUUUAUUUUGUUGUGAGAGAUCAAUAUUUAAGUUGGAAUACAUGAUAAAAUGUUCAUUCUCAUGAUGUCUUUGACUGAUUUUGCCUUCUCUACUUAGCUAUCAUUGACUAAAAAGAAAGAACAACGACAACAAUAAUCACAAUCUAUCCUAAGUUAUGUUUAAGGAUUUACCAUCAUAUUUUCUUUUGUUCUUCCUUUCCUUCUU